This is a messenger RNA of Rasamsonia emersonii CBS 393.64, 675 nucleotides long. Its product is annotated as Phosphoribosylglycinamide formyltransferase. NCBI's taxonomy places the organism in Eukaryota, Fungi, Ascomycota, Eurotiomycetes, Eurotiales, Trichocomaceae. Gene Ontology annotation, cellular component: cytoplasm. The record is from RefSeq and is a predicted model, not a curated record. Gene Ontology annotation, molecular function: phosphoribosylglycinamide formyltransferase activity. The transcript has 2 exons. Gene Ontology annotation, biological process: 'de novo' IMP biosynthetic process. Bases 1 to 675 code for a protein of 224 amino acids.
AUGGACAGUCCAAUUCGACUCACUGUCCUCAUAUCUGGCAAUGGCACGAAUCUGCAGGCCGUAAUCGACAAAGUUAGCGCGGGCCAGCUACCGGUGAAUAUCGUCCGGGUGCUAUCCAACCGCAAAGAUGCCUUUGGGCUCGAACGUGCCAAGCGAGCAGGUAUUCCGACGACAUACCACAACCUGGUCAAAUAUAAGAAAAAACACCCGGCGACACCGGAGGGUGUCCAGGCCGCACGGGAGGAAUAUGACGCCGAACUGGCGCGACUAGUGCUCCAAGACUCACCCGACUUGGUCGCGUGUCUUGGGUUCAUGCAUGUCCUGUCGAUGAAAUUUCUGCAACCGUUAGAAGACGCCCAUGUUAAGAUUAUCAAUCUGCAUCCUGCGUUGCCGGGAGCUUUUAACGGUGCUAAUGCUAUCGAACGUGCCCAUACUGCUUGGAGGGAGGGAAAGAUCGACAAGACGGGAGUAAUGAUCCACCACGUUAUUUCGGAAGUUGACAUGGGCAAACCCAUACUGGUUAAAGAGAUUCCUUUUGUCAAGGGAGUCGAUGAAGACCUGAACGUGUUCGAACAAAAGGUCCAUGAAGUCGAGUGGGGGACUGUAAUUGAGGGAAUCGAGAUUGCUAUACGAGAAAUAAAGGAAGAAAAGGGCAAGCACUCCGGAGCAGCGUGA